AUGUGUGAGCAGCAGAAGCAGGUGCAGUUCCCUCCAUCCUGUGUGAAAGGUUUGGGAUUGGGGGCUGUGGACAGCACCAACAUGACCGCUACAUAUGUGAAGUGCCCAGCUCCGUGCCAGACGACCUACAUGAAAUACGCAGCUCCGUGCCCCACGCAAACCUACGUGAAAUGCGCAGCUCCGUGCCCCACGCAAACCUACGUGAAAUGCGCAGCUCCGUGCCCAACGCAAACCUACGUGAAAUGCGCAGCUCCGUGUCCACCUCAAACCUGCGUGAAGUGCCCAGCUCCGUGCCCAACGCAAACUUUAGUGAAAUGCGCAGCUCCGUGCCCACCUCAAACCUGCGUGAAGUGCCCAGCUCCGUGUCCACCUCAAACCUGCGUGAAGUGCCCAGCUCCGUGCCCAACGCAAACCUUAAUGAAAUGUGCAGCUCCUUGCCAGACGUAUGUGAAGUGCCCAGCUCCGUGCCAGACGACCUACGUGAAAUACGCAGCUCCGUAUCAGACCCCGAUGUACUACGUCCAGUACCCUUCUUCGUACCAGAGCUACUACGCUCAGGCUCCUGCAGGUGGUUCGGCAGCCCAGUGCUGUGUCCCUGAUCCGUGCUCGGCUCCCUGUUCCACCAGCUACAGCUGCGUGGCUCCCCGGACCUUUGGGGUGAGUCCCCUGAGACGCUGGGUGCAGCGGCCCCAGAACUGCAACUCGGGCUGCUGUGAAGACAGCGGCUGCGGCUGCUGCUCUGGGUGCGGCUGUUCCGAGUGUUGCUGUUUGGGAAUUAUUCCCAUGAGGUCCCGAGGCCCGGCCUGCUGUGACCGCUGCUGUGACUCUGAAGACGACUGCUGCUGUUAA
Hipposideros armiger (great roundleaf bat) is the source of this 849-nucleotide messenger RNA. It is a transcript of the gene KPLCE, whose product is annotated as KPRP N-terminal and LCE C-terminal like protein. The coding region runs from base 1 to 849 and encodes 282 amino acids. The record is from RefSeq and is a predicted model, not a curated record. NCBI's taxonomy places the organism in Eukaryota, Metazoa, Chordata, Mammalia, Chiroptera, Hipposideridae. The transcript has 2 exons.